Molecule: messenger RNA, 879 nt
Organism: Megalops cyprinoides (Indo-Pacific tarpon)
Lineage: Eukaryota; Metazoa; Chordata; Actinopteri; Elopiformes; Megalopidae
Product: high choriolytic enzyme 1-like
Exons: 7
Coding region: 1-870 (289 amino acids)
Biological process (GO): proteolysis
Molecular function (GO): metalloendopeptidase activity; zinc ion binding
Source: RefSeq, a predicted model, not a curated record
AUGCAGAACCAGGUAGCGAGUGUGAUUCCGGGGGAGGAGAUGUGGCGGCAGACCAACAUGAACGCAAUGGACAGAAUCCUGGAGGCUAACCGGAUGAUGAGGAGUCUCUCAGGCUUGACCCUGAAGGAGGGAGAUAUCGCACGCUCGAGCGUCCGCAGCGCCAUAACCUGCACCGGGAACAGCUGCCUCUGGCCGAAGUCUGUGGACGGCUACGUAUAUGUGCCCUACAUCAUCUCUUCACAGUACGAUAACAUGGACAGAAUGACCAUAGAGACCGGCAUGCAGGACAUCUCCAGCGGAACCUGUGUGAAGUUUGUGCCCCGCAGCCACGAGGCCAACUUCCUGGACAUCCAGCCCAAAUUAGGCUGCUGGUCCUUUCUGGGGGUGACCGGGGGAGCCCAGAUCCUCUCCCUGGAGACCCCGGGGUGCAUGUGGGCCGGAGUGGCCUCCCACGAGCUCAUGCACGCCCUGGGUUUUGUGCACGAGCAGUCCCGCUCCGACAGGGACCGCUACGUCACCAUUCUGUGGGACAACAUCCUGCAAGAUCAGGUGCACAACUUUAAGAAGUACAAGACGAACAACCUGAACACGGCCUAUGACUACAACUCCAUCAUGCACUACGGGAGGUACGCCUUCUCCGAGGAUGGCGACCCGACCAUCAUCCCCAAACCAGAUCCGUUUAUUCCCAUCGGCCAGCGUGAAGGACCCAGCCCCACGGACAUCCAGAAGAUAAACGUCCUCUACAACUGCAGUAAGUUUAACACGUCCAUAUUUCAGUGUCCUCUGCGCUCGUGUCUCACAAACAGCGCUGAUGAAGUGAUCACACGGUUUGUUUUCCCCCUUUCCCCCCCAUCAGAUGGCUUGGUAUGAAGGUGGAUG